GAAAUUCAUAGGGGUUUAGACCAACAUGAGGUGAUUAAUGAUCAUCGGUUCAAGAUGAAAGUGUGGCAUUAGGGAUUGGGUGCAUGGUGUACCUUACCGUCCACAAAAUCUGAUGUUGCAGCUGUUUUGGAGACCUUCGUGAUGUACAUAAUGUUCCUCUGUUAUGGCAGCAGGAGCCAAGGCUGUCACAAUCUCAGCCAGGAGGACAUGAGCUGCUACGCUUGUAGAACCAUACUUAUUUCCACGCUUUUACUUGUCUUGAAAAAGGCGGUUGCUAACACAUGGCUAAAUGUGACUACAGAAGUUGUCGGGGACAUUAAACGUCAUCACACCGAACAGUUUGACACCUACUGAGGGUACCAGUACCAGAACGUGAUGGCACAAUAUCCAGCUGCAGCCAGACAAAGAAGUUUCCUUCAGAGAACAUGAGGGGAGAGAAACCUGUGACACCAGCGUUUGAAGACCAUGACAUCCAACAUUUCUUUCUUUCUCUGCCUGUUGCUAGUGUCUCGUAGUUCGACUGCAGUCAUCACCGGGGCAUGUGAGAAGGACUCUCAGUGUGGAGGUGGCCUGUGUUGUGCAGUCAGCCUGUGGAUCCGGAACCUGCGAAUGUGCAUCCCAAUGGGUCAGAUGGGAGAAGAAUGUCAUCCAAUGAGCCACAAGGUGCCUUUUUUUGGGAAGAGACUCCAUCAUACAUGCCCAUGUCUGCCCAACCUAGCCUGCAUCACCACAGCUGAUGGCAAGUCCAAAUGUCUCCCGCCAUUUCCUUUCCAGGAUCAAUACCUGUAAUGAAGAUGUUUGCCUGUAUAGCAUGCUAAUGUUUGUAUAAAGUGUAUAGUUGCAAGUGUUUUAGACCUAUUUAUUUUAUUGAAUUUAUUUAAUCUUCAUGAAAAAUGAAAAGAAAGUAAAUUAUAGUGAAUUAUAAUAAAAUGAUAAUGAAUAGAAAGUAAAUUAUAGUAAAUUAUAAAAAAAAAUAGCAAAUGAGGUCACAAAAUAUUGGCAAAAAUAUGACCUAAAUAAAUAAAUAAAAAUAUAUCAAUUCUUCUCAUGCUUAAAAUAUUAUACACUAAGGUAGUAUAAAGCUAAUUUCUUCUAUUAAUUUUGCUUUUACCUGUGGUUCUUACAGAAAACAGUGUGCAGUAAUGCUUGGAAAGUGAGAAAUCAGAUUAAUUUUUUUAUCAGUGUUUUUAUUUGUUCUAUUUUCAGCUAUAAUAUACUGCCUAGCUGUCUCAAAUUCUGCUUCUUUACUACAUCUUCAAAGGAAAAAAAAUGAGAAGUGGGCUACUGAAGUCUUGAAUUAGAGAUUGUAAUACCUAUUUGAAUUUGACACCAAGAUAAAUGCUACUUCAAGUUUAGCAUAGAGGCAUGGCAAACAUGUUUGUGGUUGUUAUCAGAGUGGUAUGCAUCAACUCUUUGAUAGUUCAUUAGUCAAGGACUAAAACACAGUCAUUCAGUCAGUCUGCAAAGUGCAUGACAAAUAAAGUUAUUGUCUCCUAAAAGAAAUAAUCGAUUCUGAACUGCCAAAACAAGACGUCAACAAUUCCAGUCUCACUUCCUGUUACAUUCCUAUGUAACAAUGUAAAAACAAUUGCAUAAUGCCAUUCAUUGGCUGCCCGUGAAUAACAUAUUUGACCUGUCCUCAAACACUGUAGUUGUAGCUGAGGCCUGGAAGAGUUUAGUUUGUGUUGUCGGCAUGUCGAGAAGAUGCUGUUUUCAGCACUAUUAAUCCACUUUGCAUGCACUUCAUUCAAAGCACUUAAUGCAAUUCUCGCGCUAAAAUUGAUUUUGAAAAAAACGUUGCCGUUGUUACUGUUCGUCUCAUUCGCUAUGUUUCCAUCAGUAUCGCAUCAGAAACUAGUGAUGGAAACGCCUAAUUUCGGAAAAAAAAAUUCCCUUAAAAAAAGUUUUUACGCUCGCUUGAGGUGGUUUUUGACUUGUGCAAAAAAGGGUUAAUGCGAAUAAUGGGAGAUGGAAAUGCAUUUGCUAAAUAAAUUCUGACUUAGCGAACAUUAAACCCAUGUGACUAUUUGGCUGUUUCCGUUGAUGGUGUUAUACAGAUAUGUUAUACAUUUAUGUUUGAUUCUGUUAUGAUGCAUUAAUUCUGGAUGUACUGGAACUCGUUGUAUAUGUGUUUGUGCAAUGCAUUUUCCCUUUGAUGCUUGCUGUAGAUAUGCAAGGGUCAUGCACACUUUUGUACUGGUGUGUCACGGGUUUUCCUGGGUUGUCCUUUCAUGUGUGUGACGCUUAAUAAAGCUGAGAAGAGUUCAGACAGCUCUCUUUUAUUUUCUUCUUACUCAAGUGUUUAGGCAAACCCUUCACGAACGCUUGGUCACAGUGUUUUAUUUACUGUUGGUUACUUGGUUACCAACACCACCGCCAUCCGCUCGAACAACUUGAUGCAAACACACCUAAUUCGCAUUGUUUUUUUGCAAACUUUGAAAAGAUUCGCUGAGGAUGCUUCCAGAGCUGAAAUUCAUAUAUGGUAACAGGUGUUUCGUUUCCGACAUGGUCUGUAAAUGGUGGUAGACCAAUCACAACAGACUGGGCAAUUGACCAAUCAGAGCAGAGCAGGCUUGCGGAAAGAAGGGGUUUAGAGGGGUUUUAACUGCUUUCAGACUCUGAGAAAUGAGGGGAUGUGCAAUGUAUAGUAUGAGAAAAUUUGAGUGUUUUUUGACCUUGGAUGCAUGUAAACCUAUUGUAGAGACCAUACUAAAUGAUUACCAUAUUUAUUUACCAUAGUAUUUAAA
Ctenopharyngodon idella (grass carp) is the source of this 2747-nucleotide messenger RNA. RefSeq names its product prokineticin 2 (gene prok2). Bases 466 to 789 code for a protein of 107 amino acids. The record is from RefSeq and is a predicted model, not a curated record. The transcript has 7 exons. Lineage: Eukaryota; Metazoa; Chordata; Actinopteri; Cypriniformes; Xenocyprididae.